Molecule: messenger RNA, 1440 nt
Organism: Arthroderma uncinatum
Lineage: Eukaryota; Fungi; Ascomycota; Eurotiomycetes; Onygenales; Arthrodermataceae
Product: protein transport protein SEC61 subunit alpha
Exons: 5
Coding region: 1-1440 (479 amino acids)
Biological process (GO): post-translational protein targeting to membrane, translocation; SRP-dependent cotranslational protein targeting to membrane, translocation
Cellular component (GO): Sec61 translocon complex; membrane
Molecular function (GO): ribosome binding; signal sequence receptor activity; transmembrane protein transporter activity
Source: RefSeq, a predicted model, not a curated record
AUGAGCGGCCUACGCUUCCUCGAUCUGAUCAAACCCUUUAUGCCCCUCCUCCCGGAGGUGGCAGCCCCCGAGACCAAGGUUCCAUUCAACCAGAAGGCUAUGUGGACAGGUUUGACCCUCCUCAUAUUCUUGGUUAUGAGCCAAAUGCCUCUCUACGGAAUUGUAUCCUCCGACACCUCCGAUCCGCUAUAUUGGCUACGUAUGAUGCUGGCCUCCAACAGAGGAACCUUGAUGGAACUGGGUAUCACCCCAAUUAUCUCCUCCGGCAUGGUCUUCCAGCUUCUUGCUGGAACCCAACUCAUCGACGUUAACCUUGACCUCAAAACCGAUCGCGAACUGUACCAAACCGCCCAGAAGCUCUUUGCUAUCAUCUUGUCUUUCGGACAAGCUUGUGUCUACGUUCUCACCGGUCUUUACGGCCAGCCUAGCGACUUGGGAGCUGGUGUCUGUGUUCUGUUGAUCGUUCAGCUGGUUGUCGCGGGACUGGUUGUCAUUCUCCUCGACGAGCUCUUGCAGAAGGGCUACGGUCUUGGAAGUGGUAUCUCCCUCUUCAUUGCCACCAACAUCUGCGAGUCUAUCAUCUGGAAAGCUUUCUCUCCCACCACCAUUAACACUGGCCGUGGACCUGAGUUCGAGGGAGCCGUCAUUGCCCUCUUCCACCUUUUGCUCACCUGGCCCGACAAGCAACGCGCUCUGUACGAAGCUUUCUACCGCCAGAACCUCCCCAAUAUCAUGAACCUCAUCGCAACCCUCGUCGUUUUCGCCGCUGUUAUCUACCUCCAAGGUUUCCGCGUCGAAAUCCCCGUCAAGUCUUCCCGUCAACGUGGUGUCCGUGGAUCCUACCCCGUCCGUCUCUUCUACACUUCCAACAUGCCCAUCAUGUUGCAAUCCGCCCUCUGCUCCAACGUCUUCUUGGUCAGCCAGAUGCUCUACUCUCGAUUCUCUGACAACAUCCUUGUCAAGCUCCUUGGUGUCUGGGAACCCCGUGAUGGCGGUUCUGCCCAGCUCUAUGCCUCUUCCGGUAUUGCCUACUACAUGUCCCCACCAUUCAACUUCAAGGAAGCUCUCUUGGACCCUGUCCACACCGUUUGCUACUUUAUUUUCAUGUUGGUUGCCUGUGCUCUCUUCUCCAAGACCUGGAUUGAAGUCUCCGGCUCUGCUCCAAGGGAUGUCGCCAAGCAGCUCAAGGACCAAGGACUGGUUAUGGCCGGCCACCGUGAACAAAGCAUGUACAAGGAACUCAAGAGGAUCAUCCCUACCGCUGCCGCUUUCGGUGGUGCGUGUAUCGGUGCCUUGUCCGUGGCCAGUGACCUUAUGGGGGCUCUAGGAAGUGGAACCGGUAUUCUCCUCGCAGUAACAAUCAUUUACGGCUACUUCGAAAUCGCCGCACGGGAGGGCGACUUCGGCGCUGGCCUCAAAGGUCUAGUCCCCGGCAACUAA